Fundulus heteroclitus (mummichog) is the source of this 3637-nucleotide messenger RNA. RefSeq names its product membrane integral NOTCH2 associated receptor 1 (gene minar1). The coding region runs from base 547 to 2955 and encodes 802 amino acids. Gene Ontology annotation, cellular component: plasma membrane. The transcript is spliced from 4 exons. The record is from RefSeq and is a predicted model, not a curated record. NCBI's taxonomy places the organism in Eukaryota, Metazoa, Chordata, Actinopteri, Cyprinodontiformes, Fundulidae. Gene Ontology annotation, biological process: negative regulation of cell population proliferation; negative regulation of TOR signaling.
UCUCUGUGUGCAGCAAUCUAGCAGGAAAUUUUAGCCCAGACCUUUAGAUUUCCUGUCAGCGCAAGAGUUUUAUGUGUGUCAAUUAACAAACAUCAAUUUUUAAUCUGUCCCUUUAAUUGUAUCGCCACGCUUGCACCCAGAACCAGCUUUUAUUAUAGCACCCUGAGAAAAUAUGGUCCAGAUCCACUCACACAGGUCUGGGUUGACCUGCCAACAUUGUCUGUGCGUCUCCUGUUAGACAUGUGCUCGUGCUAUCGACUUUACAAGCGUUGUCGCUGCUGCUGAUGAGGGGAAACCGUUUGGAUGUAUUUUAAGGUCCCUCGGGGGCCUGCAGGGACUUGUGGGAAGAUGACCUGAUUUCUAAUUUUUUCCUCCCCUGCCUGGGCUCGUCGCUUCUACAAACGGAGAAAGCCUUGAGAAAGGACCGCGAGGAGAUGACGAGCCGACCCAGCCAGAGCUUCUUGGAAUAUGCAAAGACAUUGUGGAUUUUCUUGAUGGAUUCAAGAGCGGUUUCCAAUCUUUGCCAGUAGAUUCAGGCGAGCACCAAUGGGUGACUUGCAGCAAGAAUAUCCCGGAGUGCUCCUGGGCAUUCUGGAGGAGCUGGCCAUCAUGCGCCAGUGGCUGACGUUCCAGGACCUUUGCCGCAUGGUCAGCACCCGCUUUGAUCUCGAACACCUCGUUGAGCUCAGGGCUUUGCUGUUUGCCGCUGCCAGCAGGGACCCCUGUUUCCCCGCCACUCUGUUCCGAGACCGGGUUUCCACCAGAGGCCAGGGGCUUUCACCCAUAGGGGUCGCUGCAGACAUCGUGACCAUCUUCAAUCUCAUUCAGAUGACCGGUGGAGUCUCUGAAAGCAGCAAUCCAAUGAGAGCCCAGACAGUAAUUCCUGUCGACCUGUCCCCUGGCCCCAAUCUGCCUGGCUUACAUCCCAUGAACCUUCCUGGUCGAGAACGAGCGCGCGCCCACUCUGACUCCAGUGGGAGGCUCAUCGACCAGCACUUGCUUUUUCCAAAAUCAAAUUACUCCGCUCACAAGCGAGGAAGUCUUCCCCCGGAUCCUAUUUCAUUUGUGUCCUCCCCUCCCGCCCGGACGAGGGCUGUGUCUUUUGACUUGCCUCACACCAUACACUCAUACUCCAGCAGUCCUAAUCUUGAUGGGGUAAUGAAGAAUAUCUACCUGCCUCUGGAAACGGACAGUGAGUCGAGCGGAGAAUCUGCAGCAAUGGAAGUGUUUGAAGAUGAACAGGGACCAUCGGUCGACCAGAAGAGAACCGCCUUUAGGAAAGACUUCCACAACCAGCCGCCUCUGAUCCCGCAAGUGACUGUCAGCAGUGAGUCCCCCAGUCCCAAAGCGGGGCACGCCGGCUUUGACAAUCACAGCUUUGAAAUGAUCCCAAAUCCUUACCAAUCGCCUACACCAGUUCACAAGUCACCAGAGGAGCGAGCUAAAGCUAAACAUGAGAGCUUUGAUGAUCUGCAGGAUUCAACUUACUUUGGACCAGGCUCGAUGCCAGAGCCAUCGCCCCGGCACCUUCGACUCCCCAAGACACAAAGGGCCAUCUGGAGUAAUAAGAGUCACAGUCUAGAGGACCGACUAGGCACUGGCAGCAUUGACCUGGGGAUGGAAUCACAGGCAACGCACCUUCCAAGGAGAUCUACCCCUGUUAUAAGUGGGUCCUCAGGACGGGAAGGUGUAGACAUCGGACUGCCAGGUGGAGGUGAUAGACUGAAGGCUCAGGGAACACAGACCGACGCACCGGAUCCCCGGAGACUCCGGAGCCUAGUUCAUGCUGAUCGCCUCUCCUUCAUGACUUCGUUAGACGACCCUGAGUUUGGUGAGGAUGACAUCAGUGCAAUCUUUCGCUUCUUAGAUGACAUAAGCAUGUGUGGAUCCACAGGAGUCCUGCACCCCAGCGAUGGCACUGCUAACCAGGACACCCCGGAGGCCCGACGUGGCCGCUUGGGCCAACUCCAAAGGCUUUUCCAUUCCCUGGAAAGCAGUGAUGAUGGGCUACAGGCUAGUGUUUGCAAACUGUUGCUUCGCAUGAGUCAGAUAGAAAGAAAACUGGAAUCACUGAAUGACGUGAAGGCUGAGAUUUCUCAAGUACUUUCGGCUUUACAGCGACUGGAUGAAAAGAUCCAGCAGCCGAUUGUUGGCGGCGAUCAAAGCAGCGGUGGUAGAUGGCUUGAGCCUCUCAGUGGUGUUUCCUCUUUUAUGAGUCACCCUAUAACUCCCUCUGAGUCGUCAGAGCCCCAGCCCCUGUCUGCAACUGGGCAUCUGUUUCCAGGGACCAGCUCAAGUAGCCUGGACUGGAGCCGAUGGAACACCACUGUGGAUCAAACGGAGAGCAGCAAAGGUCAAAUGGACUCCAAAGGGCAGAAAGAAGGGAAGGACGCAUCGUCUCGCCGCGCCUCCAAGACCCAGCUUGAAGAAAAAGGUCUCUCUGAUACCAAACAGCUGAACGUCUCCAACUCCGCAAGAGACUGGUCGGUGUCGUUUUCAAAAAGUAAAGACGGUAAAUCAUCACAAAGGAAAAUUGGACAGGGAGAUCAGUCAGACAGCACUACUAACCUGCUUUCCCAAAAGCCUACCAGCAUGGUGGAACAAGUGUUUAGCUCGUCCCUGUUCCGUCAAAAAGAUAGCAGCCUAACAAGGGGGCUUGGCUCUGGGAAGGUCAUUGACCCCAGGCUGGCCGAAGGAAGAGGGAGACCUAUAUGGACUGUAGAUGACAGAGAGGCACGUAUCUCCCCUUUGAACUUACAGGGUCAGGAGUCUCUGAACCCCAACAACAUGGAGUUCUGGAUGGACGACAUCUACACCCCGGGUUACGAUGCCCUGCUCAGGCGUAAAGAGGCUAACCUCCGCCGACUCAAGAUAUGCAAGCUGGUUGCCCUCAUUGCCACUGUUGUGACUAUUAUCCUCAUCAUUGUCAUUCCCAUUUGCACUGUGGGUACAUGAACACCCUCAUAGAGAAUAGACAUUUUCCUAUUUUCUUUCCUUUUAUUAUUGCUUUAUAUAUUUUCAGCAACCAUGUCAUGUACUUGGAAACUUGCACGACAUCCUUAUGAAGAUUAUUACAUGAGAGACCCUGACACUCGGACUCUAAAACUAGACCAGGCAAAAGUCUGAGUACUUGUAUUUGUUAGCAUGAUGCACUUUGGUUUAUUACGACAGAAAAACAGCUUGAAAAUCUUCUCACAUCCCAUUUUUCACCCAUUUGCUGGGUUUUGUUUGAUGAUGUAUGUCAUUAAUGUUUCAGGUGGCUGCAAACAGAAGUCACUGAGUAGGAGAAUAGUUCUGGUUGAACACACUGAAGCUAACAACGCUGAGCCAAUAGACAAACGUUGGUGUCUACCUACUGUUUUCAUUUGUGUCGAUUUCAAUCAUAGUAUUUUGAUUCUGCACUGAGCACUGCCUGACUUGUUCUUGCUGUUCCUUUGAGAACAAAUCAGGGCUUAUGUAACCUUCGUGUAAGAUAAGAGUUUUAUCAGUAGGUGAGAAUUUAGGAGAUUCGUAGUACUGGACGGUGUGUACAUGGGUGUCCUUUUCUUUUAGUUGGAAUUUACUUGAACUUCUUUUAGGCUAAACUACACACUGUUCACAAAAGCUGGAAUCAAUAAAAAAAACAUUAUUUUUUAUA